ACGCCAGGGGAAGGAGGGCGGUCGUCCGGGUUAGGUUGUGGUGGUGGGGUGGAGGGAGUUGGUCCGUGCAGGGCAGGGGAUGACUCACGGCCCAUCCCAUCGCCGCGACACCGCCCGCCCGCACAGAGCUCGCUCUAUGGCUUAGCGGAGGAGGCAGUGGCGAAUGGGGGGAAGGGGACUCUUAUUUUGUUAGGGGGAUCGGGCCAAGGCCCGACAGGCCUGGCAGGGCUCGCCCGGGGCCGGGCGUCAUGUCUCAUGAGGCCGAGCCAGCUCGGGACGGCGUAGAGGCCAGCGCGGAGGGCUCUCGAGCCGUGUUCUUGCUGUUGGAGGAGCGCAGGCCGGCCGACUCAGCCCAGCUGCUCAGUCUGAACUCUUUGCUUCCGGAAUCGGGGAUUGUUGCUGACAUCGAGUUAGAAAACGUCCUUGGUCCCGACAGCGUCUACGAGCUCAAAAGCCAACCCCUGUCACUACGCUCAAGCCUCCCAAUACCACUGCAGGCCACCCCAGCCACCCCAGCUACACUCUCUGCAUCAUCUUCUGCAGGGGGCUCCAGGACCCCUGUCAUGUCGUCAUCUUCUUCAUCGCGGGUCUUGCUGCGGCAGCAGCUAAUGCGGGCCCAGGCCCAGGAGCAGGAGAGGCGUGAGCGUCGUGAACAGGCUGCAGCCUCUUCCUUCCCCAGCCCUGCACCUGCCUCUCCUGCCAUCUCUGUGGUUGGCGUCUCUGCUGGGGGCCACACGUUGGGACGUCCUCCCCCAGCUCAGGUGCCCAGGGAGGUGCUCAAGGUGCAGACCCAUCUGGAGAACCCGACGCGCUACCAUCUGCAGCAGGCGCGCCGGCAGCAGGUGAAACAGUACCUGUCCACCACACUUGGCCCCAAGCUGGCUUCCCAAGCCCUAACCCAACCACCAGGGGCUGCUAGUGCCCAGCCGCUCCCUGCCCCUGAGACUGCCCAUGCUACUGGCCCCACAGGCAGUGCUCCCAACAGCCCUAUGGCGCUGCUCACCAUCGGGUCCAGCUCAGAGAAGGAGAUUGAUGAUGUUAUUGAUGAGAUCAUCAGCCUCGAGUCCAGUUACAAUGAUGAGAUGCUCAGCUAUCUGCCUGGAGGCACCACAGGGCUGCAGCUCCCCAGCACGCUGCCUGUAUCAGGGAAUCUGCUUGAUGUGUACAGUAGUCAGGGCGUGGCCACACCAGCCAUCACUGUCAGCAACUCCUGCCCAGCUGAGCUGCCCAACAUCAAACGGGAGAUUUCUGAGACUGAGGCCAAGGCCCUUUUGAAGGAACGACAAAAGAAAGACAAUCACAACCUAAUUGAGCGUCGCAGGCGAUUCAACAUUAAUGACAGGAUCAAGGAGCUGGGCACCCUCAUCCCCAAGUCCAGUGACCCGGAGAUGCGCUGGAACAAGGGCACCAUUCUAAAAGCCUCUGUGGAUUAUAUCCGCAAGUUGCAGAAGGAGCAGCAGCGCUCCAAAGACCUGGAGAGCCGUCAGCGAUCCCUGGAGCAAGCCAACCGCAACCUGCAGCUCCGAAUUCAGGAGCUAGAACUGCAGGCACAGAUCCAUGGUCUGCCAGUUCCUCCUACCCCAGGGCUGCUCUCCCUGGCCACCACUUCAGCCUCUGAAGGCCUUAAGCCAGAGCAGCUGGACGUUGAGGAGGAGGGCAGGCCAGGCGCAGCAACAUUUCACGCAGCAGGGGGACCUACCCAGAGUGUUCCCCAUUCGCAGCCCCCAGCACCACCCUCGGAUGCCCUUCUGGACCUGCACUUUCCCAGUGACCACCUGGGGGAUCUGGGGGACCCCUUCCACCUGGGGCUGGAAGACAUUUUGAUGGAGGAGGAGGAGGGGGUGGUGGGUGCACUGUCAGGGGACGCACUGUCCCCACUGCGGGCUGCCUCAGACCCCCUGCUCUCUUCAGUUUCCCCUGCUGUCUCCAAGGCCAGCAGUCGCCGCAGCAGCUUCAGCAUGGAGGAUGAGUCCUGAUCAGGCCUCACCCCUCCCCCUGGGACUCUACCCAGGAAGGAGGACAAGUCAGGAUGAGGCCCCACCUUUUCCUCUACCCUUCCAUGGAGACUGCCCUGCCCAGGUGUUCUGGGGAAAAGAGAUGUGAUGAAGCCCCACCCCUGUAAGCAGGCAAGGAGGAGGAGUCAGAUGAGCCCUGCCCCUUCCCCCCAGGACCAGCCAGUGCAGUUAUUUCAGAUUUGGAGUAGGCAGUGGCAUCAAGGCCUAUCCCCUGGAGAUUACAGCCUAGCCCCUGCCCCGUGGGACCCACCCUUGCCCAGAUGAGGGAAGUAAACAGGAUGAGGUUGGCCCCUGUCCCCUAGGAACUGCCCUAGCCAGGUGUCCAGGCAUAAGGAGGUGUUAGGAUAUUGCACCAUCCCUUCUUGGAGCCACUGUCUAGUCAACCAUGGCAACAAAGAGGAAUCAAAGUGGUGGAGGUCCUACCCUGGGGGUUGAAGCGCUGCCCCUUCUCCAUGAACCCUACCCUGCCCAGGCAAGGAACAGAAGUGAGGAUAAGAGCCGGCCCCUUCACCUGGGAACUCAGUCCUGGCUUUGUAGCAGUGGCCGAGCCUGGUCCCACCACCCUCCCUACAGGAAACAGCCUAGCAAAAGCAUUUCAGGCACGGAGGAGUCAGAGCAGGCCACCGUGUGGAGAUCACAGCUCUUGCCCUUUUAGCAACAUCCCAUCCAAGCAUUCCAUACUGCAGGGAGGAGUGGUACUUAAGCUCCCCUGCCUUAAUGUGGGACCAAUGUGGCCUAAACUAGGAGGGCUCUAGGCCAAUCUUGCCCUUGCAGAAGGGGGCAUAUCUUGACAUCCUGUGGAUUGGCAUUCCAGACCUAGAUGAGGAGUGAGAGUUAGACUCCCACCCUUGGGCAGAGUCCCACCUCCUUCCUUGAAGGGCAGUUUAGGGAGGUGAUGGGGAUUAGGGGGUGCUGAUCCAGGUUUCCAAAACCAGCACCACAGCACUCUUUUGCAACAGAUAGAGGAAGAGGAUGGAAGAAGGGCCCUUUCUGAGGAGUUCCCUAUCCCAGGAAAGAGUGGAAUCCUGUCCCAAGGCAGAGGGUUGCAAAAGUCUAUGUACCUCAUCAUUUUAUCUGAUAGUUUUAUGGAUCCUCUAAUCCGAAGUUAGGUCACCCCCAACUCCUGGCCUUCACCCAGUUACCAAUUUGGAGGAAUUCUCCCCAUUUCAGAGUUACCAAGAGACUCCCCAUCAUCCCCACCCCUCCUACCACAUACACCCAAGGUUAUCAGUUUCAGGUUGUUGGGGCUAAGCCCCAAGGAAGGUGUACUGAGGGAUCUGUAGGUUUGUGGAUAAAAUAAAUGCUAGGCGUGUUUGAUGCGCUUUUAACUUUGGCAAA
Molecule: messenger RNA, 3353 nt
Organism: Manis pentadactyla (Chinese pangolin)
Lineage: Eukaryota; Metazoa; Chordata; Mammalia; Pholidota; Manidae
Gene: TFE3
Product: transcription factor binding to IGHM enhancer 3
Exons: 10
Coding region: 249-1976 (575 amino acids)
Biological process (GO): regulation of transcription by RNA polymerase II; regulation of osteoclast differentiation; humoral immune response
Cellular component (GO): nucleus
Molecular function (GO): RNA polymerase II cis-regulatory region sequence-specific DNA binding; DNA-binding transcription factor activity, RNA polymerase II-specific; protein dimerization activity
Source: RefSeq, a predicted model, not a curated record